This is a messenger RNA of Heterostelium album PN500, 1653 nucleotides long. It is a transcript of the gene hmgB, whose product is annotated as hydroxymethylglutaryl-CoA reductase. The record is from RefSeq and is a predicted model, not a curated record. Gene Ontology annotation, molecular function: hydroxymethylglutaryl-CoA reductase (NADPH) activity; protein binding. The transcript has a single exon. Gene Ontology annotation, cellular component: peroxisomal membrane; endoplasmic reticulum membrane. Gene Ontology annotation, biological process: coenzyme A metabolic process; isoprenoid biosynthetic process; sterol biosynthetic process. The coding region runs from base 1 to 1653 and encodes 550 amino acids. Lineage: Eukaryota; Evosea; Eumycetozoa; Acytosteliales; Acytosteliaceae.
AUGCCAAUUUCAACUCAAUAUAUAAAACAACAACAACAUCCAAACAAAUAUUCAAAAUUUCAUGAUUAUUAUCCAAACAAUGAUAAUGAUGAUGCUGCUGCUGAUUCACUAUCAAAAUCGAUCUAUCCAAUUCAUCAAAAUUUUGAAUUCAUUCAUUCCGAACAAAAGAAUUAUAAACCACCAUCCUGUGUAAAAGAGGAAACUCCAAAGAAUGUAAAGAAUGGAAAUGUUGAGAAUCUCAGUGACGAGGAGAUCAUUUCAAUGGUAGAUAGAGGAGAGAUCCAACCACACAACCUCGAGGUUCGUCUUCCAAAUAACUUUACUCGUGCAGUUGGUAUCCGUCGUAAAUUGUUGGCACGUGAUCUCGGAAAGGAGCACCAACGUGCUCUCCACGCACAAGCAGUUGUCGCCGCCGCCGAAAAGGCUGCCACCUCUGGUGAAGACCCAGCCAGCAUUCCCACCGUCGUCCCACCACCAUCCGAUAUCGAUUUCAAUCGUUCCAUCUCCAACUUGCCAUUGGAUCACUACGAUUACACCAAGGUUUUGGGUGCCUGUUGCGAGAAUAUCAUCGGUUACAUUCCAAUUCCAGUCGGUGUUGCCGGACCGUUGUUGUUGGACGGUAAGCUCGUCUCCAUCCCAAUGGCCACUACCGAAGGUUGUUUGGUUGCCAGUACUCACCGUGGUUGCAAAGCCAUCACCAAGUCGGGUGGUGCCCGUUCGGUCAUCCUCCAGAACGGUAUGACCAGAGCACCAGUCUGUCGUUUCCCAUCGGUUGUCCGUGCCGCCGAGUUGAAGUCAUGGAUUGAAAACCAAGAAAACUUCUACCAAAUCGCUUCCGCCUUCAAUUCGACCUCGCGUUUCGCCCGUCUCAAGAGUAUCAAGGUUGUUAUCGCCGGUCGUCUCGUCUACUUGCGUUUCAAGUCGAGCACAGGUGACGCUAUGGGUAUGAACAUGGUCAGCAAAGGUGUAGAGAAAGCCCUCGAGGUGAUUGGAGAAUACUUCCCAGAGAUGGAAGUCCUUUCACUUUCUGGAAAUCUCUGUACCGACAAGAAACCAUCGGCUAUCAACUGGUUGGAGGGUCGUGGAAAGAGUGUCGUCUGUGAGGCCACCAUCUCUGGUGACAUUGUCCGUGACGUACUCAAGACCGACAUCCCAUCGUUGGUAGCAUUGAACAUCGAUAAGAAUUUGAUUGGUUCGGCAAUGGCCGGAUCCAUCGGUGGAUUCAACGCUCACGCCUCCAACAUCGUCACUGCACUCUACAUGGCAACCGGUCAAGAUCCAGCUCAGAAUGUCGAGUCUUCCAAUUGUAUCACUUUGAUGGAACCAACCAACGACGGUAAGGAUCUCUACAUUUCCGUAACAAUGCCAUCGAUUGAAGUCGGAACCGUUGGAGGUGGAACCCAUCUUCCAGCACAAGCUGCCUGCCUUGAUUUGCUCAAGGUUCGUGGUGCCAAUGUCGAGCGUCCAGGUUCUAACUCUGAGCAAUUGGCCAGAGUAGUUGCCGGUGCUGUUAUGGCUGGUGAACUUUCCCUGAUGUCCGCACUUGCUGCCGGUCAUUUAGUCCGAAGUCACCUUCAACACAACAGAAAGGCCGAUCCAAAGCCACAGGCUGACACCAUUUCAAUGAGCCACAACCUUCCACAUUCUGAUUAA